CAGCCUUAAGCGAGUCAGAGCACCCAGGAGCUCAGACCCCAGUUCCCCACUGCCGCCCUCCGUGGCACCUCCACUCACCUUUUCUCCCCACCCACCCUUGCCAGGGUCAGUGGCGGUGUAGGUGACUGAACCUGGCGGCUGGUUGCAAAGACGCUGUUUUCCUCCACCUCCCUCUCCCUCUUUCCCUCACCCCCCACCUCUUCUUCCUCCUCCUCCCUAGGGCUCUGGCCUCCUUUUGCAGAUCGUACGCCCAGAUCUGGGGAGCUCAGCGCCUGCCUCCCGCCGUGGCUGGACUGCCCAGGGCCCUGCCCCUCAAGGACGUUGGAGGGGCGGACUUGUGCCCCAGACUCCGCAUAUUUAUAGCCUGAGAUUGGGAGAAGCUGGAUCAGGGUGACAUCUGGAGCGGUGUGACUCCCCAGUUCUCUCAGUGCAGAGCUGCUGCACGCACGGUCUACGAGGAACUCUCCACUCAGAAGAAAUGUGGUGGCUGUCUCCUUUACCCACAAAAAAAAAUGGAAAACGAGAGACUGUAUAGGUGUAGAAAUUAUAGCCUCCUUACAAAGGAAAGACACUCAAGACUACAAUUUACAGCUGAAGAAAAAUAACCUGCAGCUUCUCCACAGUGCAGAUUAGAACUUGGAGCCAUGAACAUCAGCAACUGUACCACAGAAGCCAGUGUGGCAGUAAGGCCCAAGACUGUCACAGAGAAGAUGCUUGUUUGCAUGGCUCUGGUGAUCAUCACCACCCUGACCAUGUUGCUGAACUCUGCUGUGAUCCUGGCCAUCUGCACCACCAAGAAGCUCCAUCAGCCCGCAAACUACCUGAUCUGCUCGCUGGCUGUGACAGACCUCCUGGUAGCGGUGCUUGUCAUGCCCCUGAGCAUCAUGUAUAUUGUCAUGGGAAGCUGGAAGCUUGGGUACUUUGUCUGUGAGGUGUGGCUGAGUGUGGACAUGGCCUGCUGCACCUGCUCCAUCCUCCAUCUCUGUGUGAUUGCCUUGGACAGGUACUGGGCCAUCACCAAUGCGAUUGAAUAUGCUAGAAAGAGGACAGCCAAGAGGGCAGGACUGAUGAUUCUCACUGUCUGGACCAUCUCCAUCUUCAUCUCCAUGCCCCCUCUGUUCUGGAGAAGCCACCACCAGCUCAGCCCACUCACCAGCCAGUGCACUAUCCAGCAUGACCAUGUUAUCUACACCAUUUACUCCACACUUGGGGCUUUUUAUAUCCCCUUAACAUUGAUCCUGAUUCUCUAUUAUAGAAUUUACCAUGCAGCCAAGAGCCUGUACCAGAAAAGGGGAUCAAGCAGGCAUUUAAGCAACAGAAGCACAGACAGCCAGAAUUCAUUUGCAAGUUAUAAACUUACACAGACUUUCUGUGUGUCUGACGCCACCACCUCAGUAGACCCUACCACAGAGUUUGAAAGGAUCUACACCUCCAUCAAGAUCCCUCCCUUUGACAAUGGUUUGGAUUACCCUGGAGAAAGGCAGCAAAUCUCUAGUACCAGGGAGCGCAAGGCAGCACGCAUCCUGGGACUGAUUUUGGGCGCAUUCAUCUUGUCCUGGCUGCCAUUUUUCAUCAAAGAGUUGAUUGUGGGCCUGAGUGUAAACACCAUAUCCUCUGAAGUGGCUGACUUUUUAACAUGGCUUGGAUAUGUUAAUUCUCUAAUCAACCCUCUUCUGUACACAAGUUUUAAUGAAGACUUUAAGCUGGCUUUUAAAAAGCUCAUUCGAUGCCGAGAGCAUGCUUAG
This is a messenger RNA of Nannospalax galili (Upper Galilee mountains blind mole rat), 1745 nucleotides long. RefSeq names its product 5-hydroxytryptamine receptor 1E (gene Htr1e). NCBI's taxonomy places the organism in Eukaryota, Metazoa, Chordata, Mammalia, Rodentia, Spalacidae. The record is from RefSeq and is a predicted model, not a curated record. Gene Ontology annotation, biological process: G protein-coupled receptor signaling pathway, coupled to cyclic nucleotide second messenger; chemical synaptic transmission. Gene Ontology annotation, cellular component: dendrite; plasma membrane. Gene Ontology annotation, molecular function: G protein-coupled serotonin receptor activity; neurotransmitter receptor activity. The coding region runs from base 645 to 1745 and encodes 366 amino acids. The transcript has 2 exons.